GUGUUUGUCAAUGGAUUUGUCUGCAAGGACCCCAAGCUAGCCGUGCCAGAGGACUUCUUCUUCACCGGCCUCGACAAGCCUACUAACACAAACAACCGGCUUGGCUUCAACGUUAAUUUGGUCAAUGCUUCCGUGCUCCCAGGCCUGAACUCUCUCGGCAUCUCUAUUGCCCGCAUCGACUAUGCUCCCUAUGGUCUCAACCCUCCCCAUACCCACCCUCGGGCCUCCGAGUUCCUCACCGUCAUCGAGGGAUCCCUCUACGCUGGCUUCGUGACUUCGAACCCUGAUAACAAGCUUUUCGCCAAGAUCCUCCACAAGGGUGAUGUCUUCGUUUUCCCUGAAGGCCUAAUUCACUUCCAGCUCAAUGUUGGGAAGACCAAUGCUGUUGCCAUUGCCGGUCUUAGCAGCCAGAAUCCUGGGGUGAUCACCAUAGCCGAUGCUGUCUUCGGUUCCAAGCCGCCCAUCUCUGAUGAUGUUCUGAUAAAGGCCUUCCAAGUGGGCAAGCAGGUCAUUCAAGAGCUUGAGGCUCCUUUUAAGUAGAGAAGCUUGAGAUGAGUGUUUCAACUUAUCGUAUUGUGCGUUUGAAUAAGCAUGCAAGCAUGCCCCGUAUGUGUUCGGAUAUGUUCUAUGAGUUAAAUGUAUCACAAUGUGGCAUCGAUUUCUUUGUUGUUAAAGAGAUGAUGCUUGAGUUUGGAUUAUCAAAUGUUGAGCAAUUUAUUCAUUUUAUGUUGUCCACUUGGUUUUA
Messenger RNA from Elaeis guineensis (African oil palm), 745 nucleotides. NCBI's taxonomy places the organism in Eukaryota, Viridiplantae, Streptophyta, Magnoliopsida, Arecales, Arecaceae. The record is from RefSeq and is a predicted model, not a curated record.